Messenger RNA from Sceloporus undulatus (fence lizard), 566 nucleotides. RefSeq names its product neuropeptide B (gene NPB). The transcript has 2 exons. Gene Ontology annotation, biological process: G protein-coupled receptor signaling pathway; feeding behavior. Gene Ontology annotation, molecular function: G protein-coupled receptor binding. The record is from RefSeq and is a predicted model, not a curated record. Lineage: Eukaryota; Metazoa; Chordata; Lepidosauria; Squamata; Phrynosomatidae. Bases 25 to 456 code for a protein of 143 amino acids.
CCUCCCUUCCCUUGCAGCCUCACCAUGCGGGGAGCCCCUGCCCUGGCGCUGCUGCUCUGCCUGCUGAGCCCUCCUCCUCCGGCCGAGGGAUGGUACAAGCAGGCGGCCGGGCCCAGCUACUACUCGGUGGGAAGGGCCUCGGGGCUCCUCUCCGGCAUCCGACGCUCCCCUUACAGCCGGCGAUCCGACGACAACAGCAGCAGCAACAACAACAACAACAACAACGCGCCCGACAGCAGCAGCAGCCCCAGCGCCGAAAGCGGAGCCCCCGCCGCCCCCCCUUUCUUGCUGCCUGAGCCCCGCCAGAGCCCCGGGGGGCUGAGGAACAUGGCGGUGUGCGUGAAAGAGGUGGCUCCGGAAUUGCAGAGCUGCCAGCUGGUGCCCGGUGUGCCCAGCCUGAUCCAGUGCAAGGCCGAGGUCACCGUCUCGCUGGACUCCUCCGACUGCAGCCCUUGAAGGACCCUGGCCAAGGAAGGAAGGCCCAGAGGAGGAGGGACCAGGGAUGCUGUUGUUCUCCUUUCUCUUCCCACCCUGCUGCACCCGACAAUAAAGGCGUUUGCAAUGGC